Colletotrichum navitas is the source of this 1134-nucleotide messenger RNA. RefSeq names its product eukaryotic translation initiation factor 3 subunit J. The coding region runs from base 83 to 904 and encodes 273 amino acids. Gene Ontology annotation, cellular component: cytoplasm; eukaryotic translation initiation factor 3 complex. Gene Ontology annotation, molecular function: translation initiation factor activity. The record is from RefSeq and is a predicted model, not a curated record. Lineage: Eukaryota; Fungi; Ascomycota; Sordariomycetes; Glomerellales; Glomerellaceae. The transcript has 4 exons.
ACUCUUUGCGCAGUCGUUCUUUACAUCCGCUGCCAUUGUUUUUAUUUCCCUUCCCCCCCCUGCGCAACCGCUAUCUGACAUCAUGCCUCCCAAGAAGUGGGAUGAAGAGGAGAGCGGCGAGGAGAGCUCCGGCCCUGCCUCCCCCGUUGGCGGCGCCAUCCCCAUUCGCCGCAAGUUCGAGGACGAGGAGGAUGAGGACGACGUCCUCGACUCCUGGGAUGCUGCCGAAGACUCCGAGGUCGAGCGUGAGAAGGCUAAGAAGGCCGAGGAGGCAAAGGCCAAGGCCCUCGAGGAGGCCAAGAAGAACAAGAAGUCCAAAGCUCAGCGCAUCGCCGAGCUGAAGGAAGAGCGCGCCCGUCUCGAGGCCGAGGACUCUGACGAGGAGGAGACCGAGGCCCAGAAGAGAGAGCGCCUCCGCCGUACCGAGAAGGAGUCGGACCUGAAGCACGCCGAAGACCUCUUCGGUGAUAUCGGCGUCCCCGCCGGCCGCAAGGCCAACACCGCCGGCACCGCUGUUCAGAUCGACCCCAACGACCCGACCAAAACGGCCAACAUCGCCGACAUGCCCCUCUUCAACCCCACCACCAAGACCCAGUUUGAGCACCUCCGCACCACGCUGACCCCCAUCCUCGCCAACAACUCCCGCAAGGCUCACUACGGUCUUUUCCUCCAGGAGUUCACCAAGGCCCUCUCCAAGGACCUCCCCAGCGACCAGAUCAAGAAGAUUGCCAGCACCCUCACCGCCCUCGGCAACGAGAAGAUGAAGGAGGAGAAAGCCGCUCAGGGUGGCAACAAGAAGAGCAAGGCGGCCAAGACCAAGGUUUCCGCCGUUGUCAGCCGUGCCCCUAUCGCUGACACCGAGACCUACGAAGAUGAUGGCUUCGGAGACGACGACUUUAUGUGAAGCAGAAGGCAGGGUUGCAAUAUUCUCCCACGCCCAGACUCCAGCCUCUUAUACCCCCGCGCGCCCAAUCCGUGCCAACAGAUCUGGCGCGGCUUCGUACCGAAGCGUGUGGCAGCGGCUUAGAUUCGAGUUCCGGUGCCGCUGUCGCGGAAACCAACCCCCGCUGCGCCAUGGCGCAGUAACGGGUUACUUGGAAAGGAGGGCUCUCAGGCUGUUCGGUGCUGCUGGAA